GUUCAGAUCUCUCAAGACCCAGCUUCAAACACCGGAACUUAGCAAGAAGAAGAAAUAAUGCUAAAUGAUUGUCAUUGUCUGUCUUGUGACUUUAAAUAUUCCAAUCCCAGCUAAUUAAUGGUUCCAAAUGAAUUAUAAUUUGACCAGUGGACCUCUCCAGAUCCAGAAGAUGGGCUGUUAUCAGAAACAUUCAUCGAAUGUGCUACCGCCUCUGAUGACAUUGAUAAAUGCCAUGAAGUCCUUCAGCUCGUAUCCUGCUACUACUACUGGUCCUCAGCCAAGGAUUGCCAAGACCUGGUAAUGGCUGUUGAGGUCUGUCAAGUAGCAUACACAUGUCACUUAUCAUGCUGGUAACAUUGAAAAGGACGAGAUUUCAAUUCCAAUCGUGGGUUGGGAUCAAAUGUACAAUAGGUCUGGGCUUGAAUCCGAACCUGGUCCGCGCCGCAAAUGGGACAAAGGGUGUCCAGCAGCAUGUUCAGAUGUCUACGUUUCCUCUUGUGACAUUGAGAUCUUCCGAAAAGCUCAUGGGUGUGGCUUCUUCUCGCAGAGUCUUUACGGUUUCUUACGAGCAGAAGAUCGCAGUCCUGAACGACAAGAAUGAAAAAAGAGAACUCACCAGACUAAGUCAACUUGUUUGUCUGCUUAACGAACACGUAAUACCUGGACAGCUCCAUGCAGAUGGAACUGGUUAUCAAUAUCCAGCCAACGUAGUCUCCUUGUAUAGGACGUGUCAAGGCCAAGUUAAACUCAAUAAAGCCUUCAUGACUAGAUGUCGGAGACUUUCGCCAGGGGACUCCAUCACGGGGUCCCCAGCCGAUUGUGUUCGAGAAUGGCGGGGGGAUUGAUCUGUGAGCGAAAAAGAGCCAUCAGGGAUUAUGUAUAAUUUUGCAAGUGCUGCC
Messenger RNA from Cadophora gregata, 899 nucleotides. RefSeq lists its product as uncharacterized. The record is from RefSeq and is a predicted model, not a curated record. Bases 333 to 845 code for a protein of 170 amino acids. The transcript has 2 exons. Lineage: Eukaryota; Fungi; Ascomycota; Leotiomycetes; Helotiales; Ploettnerulaceae.